UGUUGUCUGGCCGACGGCCGAUGUGCCGACGUUCGGCGGGCGACGGGGAGCGCGUUGACGUCAGGGGGAAGGCGGCCGCCAUCUUGGCCGGUGCAGGUUGCUGGCGCUGCUUCUUUGUGUUGCGUUCCGCGGUGGGGAGGGGCUGCAGAGAAGCUCCGCGGCCUGCGGGAGGAUGUCCGCCUUCUCCGAGUCCGCUCUCGAAAAGAAACUGGCGGAGCUCAGCAACUCGCAGCAGAGUGUGCAAACUCUGUCCCUCUGGCUGAUUCAUCACCGCAAGCACUCCAAGACCAUCGUGCUGGUGUGGCACCGGGAGCUCAGGAAAGCUAAACCAAGUAGAAAACUGACCUUCCUUUAUCUGGCAAAUGAUGUGAUCCAGAAUAGCAAGAAAAAGGGGCCAGAAUUUACCAAGGACUUUGCGCCAGUUUUGUUGGAUGCAUUUUCACAUGUUUCAAGUGAAUCUGAUGAGAAUUGCAAGAAGCACUUGGAAAGAGUAUUAGCAAUUUGGCAAGAGAGGAUGGUUUAUGAGAACAAUUUUAUUGACCAACUUAAGCAGAUUCUUUCAACAGACAAAAAGGCCAAGAAACGCACCUAUGAACAAAUACAGGAAGAAGAAGAUGAUGACUAUCUUUCUAACAGUACACCUAAAGAACCACCAGAGACUGAGGAUCUCAUUAAAUCAUUACAAGAGCUGGAAAACGCAGCCUCUGGUGAUGCAACUGUUCGUCAGAAAAUUGCAUCUUUGCCGCCAGAAGUUCAAGAUGUUUCGCUCUUAGACAAAAUAACAGACAAAGAGUCUGCAGACAGACUUUCAAAAACAGUGGAUGAAGCCUGCAUGCUCUUGGCAGACUACAAUGGCAGACUUGCUGCAGAACUGGAAGAUCGGAAGCAGUUGGCACGUAUGCUGGCUGAUUACAUCCGUAGUCAAAACGAGAUCCUAGCAGAGAAAGAGCGUAAACUGGAAGAGUACAAGCGCAAACUGGCCAAGGUGACUCAAGUGCGAAAGGAGCUCAAAUCCCAUAUCCAGAGCCUACCAGAUCUGUCUCAGCUUCCCAAUGUGACAGGUGGCUUGGCCCCUCUGCCCUCUGCAGGGGAUCUCUUUUCAACUGAUUGAUACAGACUCUUCUGUUUAAAAGACUUUUAAAGAGCAUCAAGGAAAAAGUGAGCAGUUUUCAGAGCCCCCAUAUUUUUUCUUGUUUUAAAAGGUCAGAAAAUUAUUUUGCUGCGGUGAUAUUUUUGUAUGUCUACAGGGUUGUGAUGCUAGCAAGAUGUGAAUAAAAGUAAAGAUUAAAGAGAGAUCUACUGUUUGAUCAAGAGGAAACUGACCUGUGCACAGUUUAAGCCAAUUUGUGACUGUUUCUUUGAUGAGUAGAUGUAAUUGAUAAAUCCAACAGUAUUACAGAGAUUUGAAGUACUUCAUUUUGAUUUUGAUCAUAGGGACCACAUAAAUAGGCUGGUUAGCAUGUAGACAUCCUGAAAGCAUUGUAGCCAGGUAGUUAUCAUUUAUUUCAUACAAAAGAAAUCCAUCAUGUCCAGGGAUACUUAUUAAGCAAAUGUAAAGUUACAUUUCUAACAUUUACUCACGUUAUAACCUUCACCCAACAACCUUCAUCCCUGCUCCAUUACAAAUAAAAGAAAUUAAGCAUCUACAAAAUUAUUGCUGGAUUCUAGUAGAUGAAAACUGACCCUAGUGUAGAGGUUGUGCUAACCUAAUGCAAAGCAACAAAGUGGACUUCUGUGAAGGGCAAACUCAAUGGAUUGGAUGCGAUACCCAUACACCAAACCCAUUUAACGUUUAAUACAUUGGGCCAGCUUGUGUCGCAUGCUGCUUCCUAAGUUUAGUUGGAAUUGGCGUACUUUGCUUCUGUGCUAUCUAUUUACAGCACAACUGAUCUUUAAGUACGUGAAGCAGAGUUUGGGUUAACAAUGCCAGUUUGCCCUAUGAAGAAUUAGUUUCUUCCUUCUCAGUUAUUUAGUUAAGAAAAUGUAAUGAAAUUGCUUUAUUUGCAUUUUAAUGUGAUUACCAUUUGUGAAAAUAUUAAAAACAAAAUAUGAUUAGUGAUAUUUGAAUGCAAUAUUAUGAGUCCUGAAGUAUAAUUAUUGUGAAUGUGCGUAUAUUCUUAUUUCUUAGCAGUUUAAUUUUUCUAUUUUGUUUACGUAAAGUGUAAUGACACUGGGCCGGAAUUUAAAUAACUUUGGUGUAAAUUAAUCAGCUAGAAUAUUCAAAAAUACCUGAAGUUUUGUUAGUGAGAGGGCAAACCCUGGUCGGAUCUCACAGCCAGAAUGUAGUUCCUCAAAUGAUGCACAUGGCUGCUUUUAGUUGGGGUUGGGGUGAGUGUAAUAAUGUCUCACCUGCAUUUGUAUUUUGAUAUUGAAAUUAAAGCCUUUAAGAAACACUUCUGGACUAAAAGGUCACUAUACAUGAGGCAAGUAUUUUAAUCUCAAAAGUACCUCUCCAUACUUAAUCAAAUACUGUGGGGUGGUAAUAAAUGAAUGCUUAAAAUGUUUCGUUAGAAUUUCCUGCUGCUUUUUGUUUUAGGUAUUAUCCUACCUAAUUUAAAUAUAUUAAAAUGCAUCUAUGUAAAUAAUGAAAAGAGUAAGUUCAGACAAACAUCACAGUGUCCAUGUGCUUUAAUCUCAUAGUAUAUUUUAUUGCUCUCUAAACUUCCCCUUUCAAUAACAGAGAUCUGUAAAAUAUUUGUAUAUAUUCACUUUAGAUUGCAGUUUUUUGAAAUUUGUCAAUUUUGUGUUACAAACAUCUGUUCCAAGUCCUGUAAACAUGAUGUUUUAAUCUUUUGUAAGCUGAAUUUCUUUUGCAUCUCUCAAAAUAUAGGUAUGUUGUGAAAUGUAACAUCAGACUUUUCUAAUGCGAUAUAUUUCUGAUGGAAGCAUAAACAAAGUGUGUGAGUGCACCUUUCAGUCAAGAAAUGUGUGAGCGAAGAAUUCCUAGCAGCAAAGGAGACAAAAGCACAUUAAAGAAUUGUUUUGGUAACAAAAUCAGCUUCCAGAAACUAUGUUGCUACAGACCAAAUGGCUUGUCCAGGGCAAGAAGGAGGAACGCAAAAGUGAUCGAUGGAUAGGGUGGGCCACUUGCUCUGCGGUAUAUAGCCACUCACAUUUUAGUAAGAUUUAUUUACUGGUGCAUUUCCAUGCAUUUCAAACUGUUCUGCAAUGUAUAAUAUUUAUAGUGGUAGAACUACAAAUGAUUUUAUUUAUAGUAUUCUAUCAAUAAACUUUUAAAAUAAAAAGUAUCUUACAAG
This is a messenger RNA of Mobula hypostoma (lesser devil ray), 3257 nucleotides long. RefSeq names its product regulation of nuclear pre-mRNA domain-containing protein 1B-like. The record is from RefSeq and is a predicted model, not a curated record. NCBI's taxonomy places the organism in Eukaryota, Metazoa, Chordata, Chondrichthyes, Myliobatiformes, Myliobatidae. Gene Ontology annotation, molecular function: RNA polymerase II complex binding. The coding region runs from base 173 to 1111 and encodes 312 amino acids. The transcript is spliced from 7 exons. Gene Ontology annotation, biological process: mRNA 3'-end processing.